UCCCUCCCACACUAGAUUGUUCAAAGCAAAAUGAUUAAGAGUGAUACGUAACACAGUUUCUAGAUCUCUCCAUUAACAAGAUAGCAUAUUCUUCUAUCUUCUUCUCAAGGCAAUUCAUCCUCAAUGGCAGCUUACAUAAUUAUAAAGAAUAUAUAUAUUGAUAGGUAACCACACUUCUACUUCCCCUCAUUGUUUCAAUCAAAACUCCAUACAAUCACAGCAACUUUCAGUCUUUCCCAUUUUCUUCAAGUCCCCAAUUAAUAUUAAUUAGUAAUUACCAUGAUUUAUCCAUCAAUUUCUUCUGAAAAUCCAUGGAUAUCAUCACUGUCAAUCACCCCAAAACCCCCACCGAAAAAGCAACCUCCUUUCCACCGAAACCCCAUCCUUUGUUUUCACCGCCUAAACCCAGCAGGACCCAUUCAACCUAAAACCCAGAUCAAAAACCCAAUCCUGCCAAACUCAGCAACUCAAGUUGUUUACAGAAAAACCAGGAGAAGCAGCAGCCAUGAGGAAAGGAGAGGCUUUCGAUUUCCCCAACUGGGUAGGCAGCAAAUGUUGUUUCUGUGUGGAUUUGGGUACUGGAUUCAGGGUUUCAGGUGUUUUCCAUGGCUGGCUCUCAACUUCCACAUGGCCCACAAUCUGCAAAUGCAUCCUUCCACAUUGCAGCUUGUGCAGCAUUCUGCUAACCUUCCCAUGGUGGCCAAGCCCUUGUAUGGAGUCCUUUCUGAUGCUCUUUACAUUUCUGGUGCUCAUAGAGUUCCUUAUAUCUCCAUUGGAGUUGUUUUACAGGUCUUGGCUUGGGGGCCAAUGGCACUGAUCCCUGUUGCAGCUCGAGCAGUUCCUACCCUCAUGGCAUGCAUUCUUCUGAGUAAUCUUGGAGCGUCCAUUACGGAAGUAGCACAGGAUGCUCUUGUUGCAGAGUAUGGCCAAGAAAAAAAUAUGACUGGCCUCCAGUCUUAUGCAUUCAUGGCAGCAGCUGCUGGUGGAAUCCUUGGUAACUUAAUAGGUGGUUAUUUCUUGAUGAAAACACCGCCCAGAACCAUGUUUCUCGUAUUUGCAGUUUUACUUUCCGCUCAGCUUGCAAUUUCGUUGAGAAUACGAGAGGAAUCUCUUGGUUUACCACAGUUGCCGGAUAACAGUCUUAUACGAAAGCCAAUCUUUGAAAGUAUCAGAAAACAAUUUUCUGAGCUGCAGAUGGGAAUUCAAGAGGAAAGUAUUGCUCGCCCUCUUAUUUGGAUUGUAGCUUCUAUUACCAUGGUCCCAGUCCUCUCAGGUUCCAUCUUCUGCUACCAAACACAAUAUCUACAUCUCGAUCCUUCAAUCAUUGGCAUGUCUCGAGUGAUCGGCCAGUUGAUGCUUCUUUCCACUGCUGUACUUUAUGACCGUUAUUGGAAAAAAGUUCCAGUGAGAAGGUUGGUUGGUGUUGUUCAGCUGGUGUAUGCCUUUUCGCUUCUUCUUGACCUGGUUUUAGUGAGACGGAUCAAUGUCAGACUGGGGAUUCCAAAUGAGGUGUUUGUUCUUUGUUUUUCGGGGUUAGCAGAGACUAUUGCACAGUUCAAGAUCUUGCCUUUCACAAUACUAUUUGCGGAUUUGUGCCCUCAAGGAUGCGAAGGAUCUCUAACUUCUUUCUUAGCAUCAGCCUUGUGCUUUUCGUCAAUAGCUAGUGGGGUUUUAGGUGUUGGACUGGCUUCUCUGAUAGGAAUAACGGCAGGCAACUACUCAAGCCUGCCCUUCGGGAUUAUGGCACAAUUCCUUGUUGCUUUAUUGCCCUUAGGAUGGCUUUAUAUUUUACCUAUGUCAGAAGGUGUCGUUAGGCAGGAGCGGAAGAGAGGUUUCAGUAGAAGAAGUCAGAAAAAUAGAAGGGUCGGUCGAGUAGUGUAUGGUUCAGUAUUUAUCUACAGACGUGAGAGAGAAUCAGAGGCAGAAGAGUGAAAGAACAACUUUUACAAUUGCAUUCUUUUUCAGAUAGCAAGCGGUUUGAAAAUGAAAGCGCGUGUACCUGAGGGAGAAUCUGUAUCUUUUGGAGAUAGCCGGGGGAGUGAAGGAUAAGAAGAAGACUCUAGGAUUGCCUUAGUGGUGUUCAUUUUCCUUGUACACUCGGACGACUUGGAAGGAGGCUUCAUCUCGAACAUCAGUUCCAACGAUAGGUUCUGUGACGAAGACGGAAGUUGUUGCCUCGUGUUAAAUUGUGCUGACCUGUCAGAAAAGUAAUCAGUUAGUCAUAAUACAAGUUUACUAAGUGCAAAUGUACAUGUCAUCGGUGUGGAGCUCUUGCCAUGGGACGAAGAGGGAACGGAAGAAAUGAAGAGUUGCGGAGCUAUGAGGUACUUUAUGUCCGACUCACCUCUCCCAAGAGCAAUGAGGCAUCUCUAGUAAAAUUGCAGUGAAAAUCGGAAGAAAAUGUGUGCAAUGCAGUGAAAUUGGAAGAACAUCGAAUAGAAAGCCAGGAAAA
Messenger RNA from Pyrus x bretschneideri (Chinese white pear), 2452 nucleotides. Its product is annotated as probable folate-biopterin transporter 8, chloroplastic. The transcript has 2 exons. The record is from RefSeq and is a predicted model, not a curated record. The coding region runs from base 280 to 1932 and encodes 550 amino acids. Lineage: Eukaryota; Viridiplantae; Streptophyta; Magnoliopsida; Rosales; Rosaceae. Gene Ontology annotation, cellular component: membrane.